CGUUCGACGCCGGUCGCGGUCGCACACACACACACAACGGUAUAAUAAUAAUAUUAUUAAGUAUAUCAAAAUAAAAUAAAUACAAUAUAUAUUAUUAUCAUAUUUCGGUUUUUUAAGUGCCGCUUUUUUUAAAAUAUUUUUUUUUGAUUCGAGCAUUUCCCUCCACCGCCCCUCGUUCGCCCGUCGCGUUUAUGGUUUUUUUAGUUUUUUCAACCGUUGAAAUAAAAUUAAAUUCCGAAUCGGUUUGUGCGCAAUUUUUGCGGGUCGGUCGGUCGGUUUUUUUUUGUUUUAAAUUUGGUUUUGCUGUGAAGUAUAUAAUAUAACACCUACUUGCUCGUAUCGGUGUGAACAGAGGAACAUGUCGGCCGAAUCGUACCGAACGGCGGCCAACUGAUACGAAUAAUUCACAACCUAACCGUAACCGCAUAACCGCCCAAAACCACAAUAAGGAUACCCGUAAACGUGCGCACUUUAGGGCGGCAUGGAAAUGGCUGCCGGCAUGGAAGUGGUCGGCGGUGCCGGGGCUCAUCACCACCAUCACCAUCACGCGCCGCACCACCGGAGCUGGUACGACACGCCGACCGCGUCGUCGUCGUCGUGCCGCGACGAGCCGCUAGUGGCCGACAACAUGUCCGACCACAUGAACACGUUCUUCGCGCAUCACCACGCCGGCACCCUGGACGGACACCCGGCCGCCCGGGACUAUCACCAUCACCGGGCCGCGACGGCCGCGGCCGCGUCGCCGUAUCACCGGGACUCGCUCACCGUCACCGCGCGGUACUAUCACCAACAGAUACACUCGCCGUUCGCGCCGCCGCCACCCACCUCGUCGUCGCACGGACCCACGAGGAACAUGUGCAGGCCGUCACACUUUUCCCAUCCGGCGGCCGCCUGGCUUAACGGCGGCACCAACAGUAACGGAAGCAGUGGCGGCGGUAACCAGCUGCAAGACUCCAAGCUGCAGUCGUCGUCUCCGGGCGGCGGCUGGUUUUCCUCGUCGCCCACCGUGGACGACACGCCGGCCAAAGAACUGCAGCACGGCGGCAACGGCGGCGGCGGAGGUGGAGGAGGAGGAGGAGGCGGCGGCGGCGGCGGCGGUGGACACCCGAUGUUCACGUUCCCGCCGACACCGCCCAAAGACAGCACGCCCGACUCGAUGACCACGACCACGACGACGGCCACCAGUUCGUCGUCCUCGUCGUCCAGCAGCAGCGCGGCGGCUGCGGCGGCCGCGGCGGCCGCUUACUCGAUCGCCUCGAUGGGCGUGUUCCUGCACCCGGACAACCACCAGGGAUGCGGCGGCCAGGACGUCAAGCCAUCGAUGCUGUCCGGCGGCGGCGGCGGCGGCGGAUCGUCGUCGAAACAGCGCGAAGGUACCACAGCGGCGUCUUCGGCGUCGUCUUCGGGCGGCGGCUCGUCGCCCGGCAGCUCGACGUCGUCCUCGUUUAACGCGUACCACCUAAACCACGGCCAACACGAGCCGGUGGCCGCGGCCGCGGUGCCGCCCUCGUCCUAUCACUACCCCUAUCACCAUCACCAUUCGGCCAUUGCGCCGGCCGUUUUCUCGCCGGCCAAACACCCCUCGUCCUCAUGCCAUUCGCCCGGCAACAAUGCCAUGAAAUCCGUCACCAGUUCCUCGUCGUCCAGAAAUAAGUCUAGAACGAGCGCCGAAGGACGGGAAUGCGUGAACUGCGGAGCCACGUCGACUCCAUUGUGGAGGAGAGACGGCACCGGACACUACCUGUGUAAUGCGUGUGGCCUCUACUAUAAAAUGAACGGGCAAAACCGGCCUCUGAUUAAGCCCAAGAGACGUCUGUCUCUUCAGUCGGCGGCCCGUAGAGCCGGGACGAGCUGUGCGAAUUGCAAGACUUCCACCACAACUUUGUGGAGAAGAAACCAAAACGGCGAACCCGUUUGCAACGCUUGCGGUCUCUACUACAAACUGCACAACGUGAACCGGCCUUUGACGAUGAAGAAAGAGGGCAUCCAGACGAGGAAUCGCAAACUGUCGUCCAAGUCGAAGAAGAAGAAGGGCUCGAUCAUGGGCGGCGGCGGCGGAGUGGGCGGCGGAAUAGGCGGCGGCGGCGGCGGCGGCGGGCCGGGCGCGUGCCUGUCGCUGUCCGGCAUGAUGCGCGGCGACGGCACCGGCGCCGGUUACCAUCAUCCGGCCUCGGCCGCGCUGCACCCUCACCCGGCCGCUAUGAGCCACUACCAUCACCACGCGGCCGCCGCGGCCGCGGCCAUGUACCACCAUCACCAUCACCACGCCACGUCGGCCGUGGCACAACCGGCCGCGCCGCCCAAUCCCAUCCACCCGCAUCACCAUCACAUGGCGUCGCUCACCGGACUCGGGUUGCCCACCACGUCCAACGCAAUGGCCAGUUGGAGGUCCGAGUACGCGUGAUUAUUAGAUUUGCCGUUCCCCGGGCACACGACCAACCAAAUAAUAUGUAGGGUCGGCGAUCAAUAACAAUAAGAAGAAACAAAGAACAGAAAAUCAUAAAAGGAUAAAAAAAAAAUAUA
Messenger RNA from Adelges cooleyi (spruce gall adelgid), 2523 nucleotides. Its product is annotated as trans-acting T-cell-specific transcription factor GATA-3-like. The transcript is spliced from 7 exons. Gene Ontology annotation, biological process: positive regulation of transcription by RNA polymerase II; negative regulation of transcription by RNA polymerase II; cell fate commitment. Gene Ontology annotation, molecular function: DNA-binding transcription factor activity, RNA polymerase II-specific; RNA polymerase II cis-regulatory region sequence-specific DNA binding; zinc ion binding. NCBI's taxonomy places the organism in Eukaryota, Metazoa, Arthropoda, Insecta, Hemiptera, Adelgidae. The record is from RefSeq and is a predicted model, not a curated record. Bases 482 to 2404 code for a protein of 640 amino acids.